Debaryomyces fabryi is the source of this 621-nucleotide messenger RNA. RefSeq lists its product as uncharacterized. The transcript has a single exon. The coding region runs from base 1 to 621 and encodes 206 amino acids. The record is from RefSeq and is a predicted model, not a curated record. Gene Ontology annotation, cellular component: mitochondrial inner membrane. Lineage: Eukaryota; Fungi; Ascomycota; Pichiomycetes; Serinales; Debaryomycetaceae. Gene Ontology annotation, biological process: mitochondrial respiratory chain complex I assembly.
AUGCUAUCAAGAAAUAUUUUGAGGCAGUCAUACAACUGCACUAAGGGACGAUACUUCACUUCUUCUGCUUUGUCAUUCAAUUUAUUUGGAGGAAAAAAAGUUGUGAAUCAAACACAGUUAAAUGCCCCAACUGGAAAAGGCGAAUCAACGACCAACCCAGCGGACAUGAUAAAGAGAAACGAUAUAUUGAUGUUUUCACAAAAACCUAUAAAUUAUAUUGAAACAGUUAAAAGUAAUGGAUUUCAUCUUGCAAACAAUUUAUUGAUAACAUCACCCGAUAAAGAGGGAAACAUAAUUGGUACGUUAUUGCUUGAUAGUGAAACAUUUGAAAUCAACUUGUCUAAACCAAACAAAGGCUUCGAUAUUAUAAAUGGAUUUAUAAUAGAUUUUCAUGAAGAUGUGUUACAAAUAUUUAAUAAAAUACAUCCAAAGCCUGAAAUUUGUGUUGUCGGAUUAGGUUGUAAAUCAAGGAUGUUGAGUGAUUCAACCAAAAAGUACUUCUCUAAUUUGGGUAUUCAAGUAGAUCAUUCUGAUUCAAAUAAUGCGGCACAGAUCUUUGAUUUGUUAGCUACGGAAAGACCAAAUGUUAUAGCAGCAUUGUUAUUACCUCCAAACAUCUAG